AGUAAAUGGGGGCGGAGAGUAUAAAACUAAGGAAGCUAUAAACCAUUGUGUUUUCUAUCCCUAGCUGGAGAGUUGUCUCUAAUUCUCGGCAGCGUAGUUUGAGAAGAAGGUCAGAGCCUUGGAGAGGAAGAAGAAGUGCUUUAUUAGAAUAAAACCUCAAUUAAACCACAGCAGUGGGGAAGCUUUUAGAAACAAUUCAGGACAAAUUAGCAGCCACUUGGGUGAGUCUGGAUUAAUUAAUGAAGGGAUUUGUAAAAUGCAAAUUAUGUUUAACUAACAUGAAUUAGUUUUUUUUGAAGAAGUAGCAGAGACAGUUGAUGAGGUCAAUGCAAUAGAUGUGUUGUAAAUGGAUCUCCAAAUGACAUUUGAUAUACCGUGCCUCAUAAUACGUUUGCCUACAAGGUUACAGUUUAUGGAAUAAAAAGGCCAUGGCAACAUGGAUCUGAAAACCGUUUUGGUACAAAAGAGGGGAAGAUAAUGUGAAUGGUUGUUGUUCAGAUGAGGGGAAAGUAGUCGACUGGAGCUUGGGACUAGGAUCACCAGUAUUACUCAUGCAGAGUGCCAGGAAAUCCCAACCUCUGUACCAUUGCCAUUCUACCAUAUUUUAGUCCCACUCAAUCACCAGGGAGUACAGUGGUGCAAUACCACAUAACCCAGGUUCAAUCAUGACCUUGGUGCAGUCUCUGUGGAGUUUGCAUGUUUUUCCUAUGACUGUGUGCAUUUCCUUUGGGUUCUCUGGUUUCCCCCCGUAUCCUAAAUUUGAGUCGGUUAUUUGGCACACUGUCAAUUACCCCUGCUGUGUAAGUGAGUGGUAGAAUCUGUGUAGAUUGGAUGAGGAAUGUGCAGAUAAUUAAAAAAAGAAUUAAUAUACAAUUAGAAUAUUUUGGUGUUUGAUGGCUGGCGUGCACUCAGUGGACCAAUGGUUCUGUUUCCUUGCUCUAUUUCUUCAUGUCUACGAUUCUAGAUAGAGAUUCUCUAACUCAUAGCAUCACCUAUUCCAAUUAGCCUCAGCUCCAGAGUCUGACCACGGAACAGGAACUGCUGCACUCUUUAAACAGGGUUUAUCCACAGACUCAGAUUUAUAUGACACUGUAAGCAAGGUCCAACUAUAGACCAGAGUUAUGGAUCAAAUACCAACACUCACUGGAUCUUUAAUGAAGGUCUAAGAACAGGGUGAAUGACUUUGCACUCACAAAGUGAGUUUCACAGUCUAGACUGCUCGAGCUAUCAGACCUUUUGAGUAGAGUCGAACACUGACAGGUAGUCAAUUGCAGUUCAAUACAAGGAGCAAUAUAUAUUAACAAUCCUCCACUGAGAAUCCUUGCAUCAUAUGCAUUGCACCGAUAUCUGGUGAGAGGGAAAGAGUUAACAUAGGACUGAACUGAUGCUUGUGAAGAGCUUAACUCCGUUGAUUAGCCCGAGAGACCUCAAGGAAGGUAAGUGUUGUUACGUUGCUGGGUCUAUUUCUCAGUGCUUUCAAUCGCCUUUCUCAUUCUAGGGAGAACUGUGGUGCAGUGCUGUGUCACUCUGCUCCAUUACUGGGCCUACCAGCAGCUCUUUGCACAAUAAUGACAAGCUGGUUUCCAAAAAUAGCCUAGUGGUGGGAAGCCUUCGACUCCUUAAACAAUCUGAGCAUGCUCAGGAAAUUAGCAGAAAUGUGUCAGAGUUUCUAAUCUCCACUGAAAAGAUUGUCACUUGAAGGGAGAGCCAGAGGUGAGAGGCAACUUGCGUGUGUGAGUGGAGUCUGCGCUCCUUAUUCUUACUGUCCUACGGAUAAUGUCUACCUUGAAGGCGGCACUCGAUUGACUGCAUGAAUCCAUUCUCACGGGAGCUGAACCAACUAGCGGAGUAUCUUAAGGAGGCUUUGCAGCGUGAGCAGCUCCUGGAACAGAAGUUGGAGACGCUGCAGUAUUUACUGACCAACACACAGGUCCUCUCUGACAAUGUCUGGCAGGACACUCAGGCUGAGUGUGCAAAUCUGACAUUGAAGCACAGGGGUUUGGAUAUCAAGACUAAUCACAAAAACAUGGAUGUAAAGGUGCAGGAACUGAACAGUAAAACCGAUCCGGAGGAGCCUACGGAGGUAAAGACAGGAAACACAGAAGGAGAUAAUAAAGAUGGCGAGGAGAUUCAAGAAGGAAAAGAAAUGGCUUCAACUGACAAUGAUGUUGAGGAUGGGUUGAACAGGAAACGUCGAAGGCCAACUCUACGGAAAGAAAAAAGACUCCAGGAAUCGAAGAUUCUCCGUAAACAAGCCAUGAUCAGAGACAUGAGCGAGAGAGGUCCCCCAGAAGUGAAGGUGCUGCGUCAACAAGCGAUUGUCCGAGAUAUGAGUGGUGAUGUGCUGUCUGCAGACAACAAGGCAAAUGAAUCAACAACAAAUGUCUCAUCUUCAGGAGAUCCAGAGUCACAUAUGAAGUCACCUGAUAUUCCAAUCUGUGAGGUGAAAUCAGAAGCAUUCGAAAUUUCAGAGGUAAAUUCAACGAAUCUCAAGGCUCCUGAGAUCAGUUCACCUGAUUCCAAGUCAACUGAUGUCAAAUUACCUGAUCCCACACCAACCAUGGUCACGUCAACUAAUUCUGAGACAUCUGAGGUCAGGUCAAUUGUUCACACAUCUUCUGAGGUCAAGUCAACAUAUUCCAAUCCAUGUGAGGUUAAGGUAAUUGAUCCUAAAGUAUCAGAGAUCAAAUCAGAUAAUUCCAAACCAUCUGAAAUCAAUUCAACAUAUCCUAAAUCACCUGACGUUAAGGCAGUUGAUUCUAAUGCCUCAGAGAUCAAGUUAAUUGAUUUCAAACCAUCUGAGACUGAGUCAACUUGUUCUAAAUCAUCUGAUAUCAAGACAAUUGAUCCCAAAGUGAUAGAGGUCAAAUUAGCGGAACACAAGCCAUCUGAGAUGAAGACAAUUGAUCCUAAGGUGUCAGAGGUCAAAUUAGCAGAUUCCAAUCCACCCGAGAUCAAAACAGUUUAUCCCAAACCAUUUGAUGCCCAGAUGAUUGAUUCUGAAGUGUCAGAAGUCAAAUUAGCCGAUUCCAAACCAUCUGAAAUCAAGACAACUAAUUCUACGUCAUCUGAGGUCAAGGCAAUUGAUGCUAAACUGUCAGAAGUUAAGUCAGCUGAUCCUAAAUUAGUGGAAAUUGAAUCAACACAUUCCAAACCAUACAACGUCAAGUCAAUUGAUCUUAAAAUGCCUGAAUUCAAGUCUGCUGAUCUCAUCCCAGCUGAGGUCAAAUCAACUGAUUCAUCUGUGCCUGAAUUCAACCCCACAAAUUUCAAUCCAUCCAUGGUGAAACCAGUUGAUCUCAGCCAAACAGAAGUUCAGUUAUCUGAUCCCAAACCAUCCAGGGUCAUGUCAGUUGAUCUCAAACAAUCUGAGGUUAGAUCAAUACCUCUCAAACCAUCUACAAUAGAGUUAAUAGAUCCUAACCAAUCCAUGGUAUUGUCGGCUGGCCCCAAGAUGGUUGAAGUGAAGUCAACUGAUCUCAAACCAUCUGAAGUCACAUCUACUGAUUCCAAACUUUCUGAGGUCAAGUCAAGCACUACCAAGUUGUCUGAGAUCAAGUCAACUGCUUCUAAUGGGUCCGUGAGCAAGGCAGCUGAUCCCAAGCCUUCUGAGGUCACAUUAUCUGCUCCCAAUGAUUUCAAGGUAAUGUCAGUCAUGCCAACUGAUUACAAAAUCAAAUCAGAUGGUCCCAGUGAGGCAGAAGUCAAGUCAGUUGCUUCCCAGGAAUGUGAGGUAGAUUCAGCUGCUCCCAAGACAUCUGACGUCAAGUUAUCUGCGCUUAACAUAUCUGAGACCAAAACAAGUGAUCCCGAACUUCCCAAGGUCACGCCAGCUUCUUCCAAAGUUUCUGAGAUCAAGUCAGUUGUAUUCAACAUGUCGGAGACCAAAGCAGCUGGUCCCAGACCCUCCGAGAUCAAGUCAGCUGCUCUCAAGACGUCUGACGUUAGAUUUGUUGCUCCUAAGGUUCCUGGGAUCAUGUUAGCUACUCCUAAACCAGGUGAGGAUGCGUUAUCUGUUACCAAAACAGCUGAGGUCAACUCAACUGAUCCUAAAGUAUCUACAGCGAUAUCAGCUAAUCUAGAACUUUGUGAUAUGGUGGCACGUUUCCAUAAGUCUUACGACCAACUAUUAAGCAAACCAGAAAUAUGUAGCAUGAGGUCACCUGGUCCUAAAUCGUGCAACAAUGUGCUUUGUAUGUUGGAAUUGGAUGAGUUGAGGUUGCAGAUUAAGCAGCUCCGGAAGGAAUUGGAGGAGUCUCAGGAACAAGCAGCCCGGCACCAGAGGAGCUAUUUGGACUUACAAAGAUUGCUGGAGGAACAACGAUUGGUCAAUGUGCAACAGACUGAAAACUUUGCCAAACAGAUCCAGCGUCUCCAAGUACAGCUUCGGUCCGUUCAGGAGGAGAUUGAGAGCUUGGAGGAAGAGAAGGAGAGUGAGCUGACAGAAGCACAUGAGGAACUUCACUGCGCACAGGAGGAGAUUGUGAAUCUCCGUCAGGCAGCCGAGGAGGCAGCGGGGGAACGGGAAAAUGAGAUUGCAACGCUGCAGGAGGAGCUAUGUCGUAUUCGGGCAGAGCUGGAACACCUUCAGCAGACAACAGUGGAGUACGAGCUGGAGAUCACCACACUCCGAGCAGAGAUACAGAUGAAAAGUGACAGUCGACAGAAGAAAAACUCCGAAGAGGUUACUCAGCUCCAGGGUGCAGUCCAGUGCCUGCAGGUUGAGUGUCGAAAUCUGGCUCAAGAAUGUCGAGUUCUGCAGAAUGAUAACAAACAGCUGAGGGAAAGACUGCAACAAAUGGAACGGCAGUAUUGCAGAUCUGUUGACGGAUUUAAAGUGGACGCUCCAGGAUCUGAAAGCCAUUGUCAGCAGCAGGGUGCAGAGGCUGAGAUAUUGUCUGCGAACCAACAAUCCAGAAAACUAAAUGGCAACGAACUCAAAGAGACGGGACUAAAAUGGCAGGAGGAACUGAAGCUCCCUCAGAAGGAGGAGCUGAGGAAAUGCCAGGAGAAGUUGGCUGAUAAAGUAGCUACAAGCGGCCGAGCUUCUGCAAGAGAGCAGCUGGAAGAUGGGCGGCAGGUUAGAGGACUUGAGGAUGGAAGCAAGGGUGAUAGUACCACAUCUGCCCAGAAGAUAAGAAGCCCCGAGCUAGAUCCUAGAGCUCUCCAGAGGGCAGAAGAGAAAGGACAGUUUGAAGAAUUAGAUUUAAAACAUCGACUGCUAGAGGCAGAAGAGAAAGCAGUGACAGUGCAGCAUGAGUGCGAAGGAUUAAUCACUGAUCUGAGAGCGCUAGAGGAAAGAUACAGGAACAGCCAAGAGGAGCGCAGCCAGCUGGAGUUACAGCUCAGGCAAUUCAAGGAGGAAGUCCACAAACUGAAAGGGGUGCCUUGUCAGAAUGCCACUUUUCCUGACCCCCCUGUGCUCUCCUUGCCUGUGCUAGGACUGGUUGUACUGAUGGCCAUGCUGUGGUGCUGGUGGGCUGAGACCUCCCGGCAUUGACCAGUGAGUGAACAUUUCGAAGUGAGUGAAGGAUCCAGAAAGACCGGAUCUCGGUGAAUGAGCAGCCCUCGGUGUGUGAUCUGCUCUAUGACUAUGGCCUGACGCUCGGCGAUCCUGAGUGAGCAAACCUUCGAUGAGUGACCGACUCUCGGCCAGUGGUCAACUAUCAGCUGUUGACUGAUGCUGACCCUCUGCAAUUAACUGGCCUCAAUAAUUGGAUAACCUUUGGCGAGUGAUUGACCCGAACAGAGUGCGUGAGUGAUUCUCCACGGCCGAGGUUCUUCCACUUUACCCAGUGAAUGCUCUGGGUGGUUAUCUGCUGAUUGCUAGACUUUGGAUUGCCCUUUGGCAACUUUGUUCUUGGUGGUGCUCCUUUGGUAGUUGGUGUUUUACAGUUUGGGCAUGUUGGUAGCACUUUAAAGAUUGCUACUUUGAGCUAACAGUGUGAAUCCUGGUAAUUCACAGAUACAGAGUAUUACAGACCAUAUGGUGUUAUGGUCCAGUUGGGCUCCACUUGCAACAUCACUGCCACCUACAAUAUUACGCUGUAGCUUAUAUGAAAAUAAAACCAGUAAUCAUAUCACUUUUAAGCUUCCCUUCUUUGUGAGAACAUGUACCGUUUAUGUAAUUGCUUCUCAUAAUCCAAUCCCACCAUCCCCUCAGUUAUCCUGGUAACUCUUCUCUUUAUAUUUUUGACACCAUUUUUCAUUAUGUUGAUGAAAAAUGAUCCCAAUCUUCUAAAUGGGGUUGUACCAAUAAUCUAGUAUGGGGUUAUUAUUGUCACGUGUAGAGUAAAAAACAUUGUUUGUGUGUAAUCCAGAAAAAGCAUACAAUGUAAGAGCUCAUCAGAUAGUCCAAAAAGAGAAAAUAAACAGAGUGCAGGAUAUAGUCCAACAUCUACAGAGAAAGUAAAGAUUUUAUUUAAAGUGCAAGGGCAGCAAUAAGGUCGAUUGGAAUAUUUGGAUUAAUUCCCCAGUGUGUGAGAGGUCCGUUCAAGAGACUGUUAUCAGCAGCGAAGAAGCUGUUCUUCAAUUUGGUGGUAUGUGUUUUCGAGCUUUGGUAUAAUCUGCUCAACAGGAGAGGAGAGCAGAGAGACUAAGCAGGGUGUGAAUGGUCCUUAUUCUGUUGCCCACAUCCUGAGGCAGCAUGAAGUAUAGAUGGAGUCAAUAAUAUAUGAUGAACUGGGCUGUGUUUACAACUCUGCAAUUUCUUGGUCAGAGCCGUUGCCAUACCAAGCCGUGAUUAUGUUGGUUAUAGUGACAGAGAGUUACAGAAGAUUUGGCUCUUAGGGCUAAUGGAAUCGAGGGAUAUGGGGAAAUAGCAGGACCAGGGUACUGAUUUUGGAUGAUCAGCCAUAAUCAUAUUGAAUGGCGGUGUUGGCUAAAAGGGCCGAAUGGCCUACUCCUGCACCUAUGUUUCUAUGGUACAUCUGUAGAAAUUGGUAAGAGGUUUUGGAUACAUGACAAAUUUUCUUUAGUUUUCGGAGAUGUGCUGGUGUGGUCAUUCAGACCAGGACAAAUUGAUGGAAACACUCACAUCUAGGAACUUGAAACGUUUGACCACCUCCACUUCAGCACCAUUGAUUCAGACUGCGGUAUGUAUUCCACCUGCUUCCUGACGUUGAUGACAAGCUCCUUCAUUUUUGCUGACAUUGAGGGAGAAGUUGUAGUCUUGACACCGUGUUACUAAACACUCCAUCUCCUUCCUGUUCAUUGUUCAGAUCCACCCCAUGCAGCGGUGUCAUCGACAAACUUAUAAAUGAGUUGGGGCAGAAUUGGCUGCAUAGUCCUGAGGGCAUAGGGAGUGUAAUAAAGGGCUGAGGAUACAACCUUAUGGGGCACCGAAGCUGAGAAUUAUUGAAGAUGUUUUGUCACCUAUCCGUACUGAUUGCUGUCUAUGGGGUCAGUACGUUGAGGAUCCAGUUGCAGAUGGGAGUAGUGAGUCCUAGGACCAGAGGUUUGGAGAUGUUAUAUUGGAGUUAUGGUGUUGAAGAUGGAGCUAUAGCCAAUAAAAUGGAGUCAGACGUAGAUGUCAUUGUUAUUCAGAUAUUCCAGAGGUAAGUGUAAGCUCAAGAAGAAGGCAUCUGCCAUGGAUCUAUUGCAGCAGCAGACAAGGUACCAUGGAUCACGACUGUUCGUGAGACCGGAGUUGACCUGUGCCGUGCCAGCCUCUCGAAGCGCUUCAUGAUGGUAUAUUUCUGAGCCACUGGACGUUAGUAAUUAAGGUACACUUACCAAGCUAUUCUUUGGUACUGAGAUGAUUUACCACUUAAAGUAAUGGACAAAUAAUCAAUGAAGAAGCAGGAGAGCCUUGCUGUUUUAGGACGUCAAGGCACUUGAUUUACUUCGGUCCUAGCCCGGAAAUAAUUUUUCACAAUUUGCUUUCAGUUUUUAUGCACAUUAGUUUCUUUCCAGUGAAGUCUCUUUAAAGUUUUGCCUCCGUGAAGCAGUUUACAUUUUCUGCAAUGAAUGGCACCUGCCACUUGUCUGCCCAAUUUUCAAAUACCCUUAGAAUUCCUUUAAUUUGCCUAUCUCCAGAAUCAUCUAUCACUUCAGGCAGUGUAUUUGUGAUCCCCAGAUCCAGAUGUUCAAAAUGAACAUUAUUACAAUAUAGUUGUCAGUAUAGAAACAUUAUACACAAUAAUGUAUGCGUUAUUUAAAUAUUCCAUAUAUUAUGUCAUACCUGCUAACCCAGUUUACUGUACAGUAUACCUGAACAUUAUAUGCAAUAACACAUGAUGUGGUAUAAAAUGCACAACAUGUAAAAUAAUGUACGUAAGUAAUAAACCCAGCUACAGGAGAAGUUAUAGGAAUGAGUGCAUUUUGUGUAGAAAGAUAAUAAGAAUAUGCAGACCAAUGGGAAUUUUCCAGAAGUAUGUAGAAUAUUUUCAUUUUUAAUUGGUCUGUUGCUCCGUUGACAAUUCCAGGAACCUGAAUGAGUCCAGGUUUGGCCUGGGAUACUAGUAGUAGCUGUGACCUGAGAUCAUUCUUUCUCCUGCAGCAGACAGCGGACAUCGCAGAAAUAGUGCUCUACCUGAUCCACCAUUGUGUGUGCUAAUGAAUAUUCGAAAUACUGCUGCCAAAGAUUUGCUGAUAAUGUUCAGAUGCAGUACAGUCUCCCAUGGGAAGAUGAAUGCAUCUGAAAGAGCAGCUUGAAUUCUUUCAGAAAAAUAAAAGAAUGGCAGGGGAUGUACUGCAGUAACCAACAGCUUCAGUGGCAGCAGUUUGGGGUAUUGAGUAGUCAAUUAUCCUUUGCAACUGCUCUGUCACCCAGAACAUUUGACACUCAGCACAAAGAAGGUUUCUCUUCGAGCAAUGCUGUUCCAUUGUAUCUAACAACAUACAAGCAUUGAGAAGAAGCCCUUUACACUAUAUGAUACAUAAUCCAAAUUAUUGAUUCCUGCAAAACCCCAGAGAUUCUGGUUUCCAAUUCCUUUCCAUAGGUAUACUCUGAAUCAAUUCUGUGUAAUCGCCCUCAAAAACUCUUAAGAAUUAUGUAAGAGGUAAAUCUUAGCAAGAGGCUUCUAUAAUGGAGUUGGCUCUGCAAUGAAGGGGAAUAUACCCAGGUGGUCCUUUGUGAAUAGUUAAUUUUCUAUCCAGGUGCUAUCUUGGCAAAUUGUCUUCAAAUAGAGUUGGAGGUGGGAAUGUGGUCGCUUGGGGAAUAUGACAAUUGAGCACGUCGCUAUUCAAAUAGAUAUCGCUUUUAUUUUUUGCUCACAUCAGUUGCCAGCAUCCAUUCUGGGUGACACUGUGAAAUUUGCGUUCCAACAUUAUGAAGUUCACUUCCAAUUUUACAUCUUGAUCAAUUAUUAUUAGAUAGUAGCUUAAAGCCUGUUGGGCAGUGAAGAAGAAUGAUGUUAAUUGUUCAGUUCCUGAGCACUGCUUCUGUUCCCAAAUGCAAGAGAUGCCUUAAAUUGCCAAAUGACUCUGCAAUCACGGGUGGUCUGGACCUAUUCAUCAUUCAGAAUAGAAUCCUUGAGCUCAAUAUCUGGAGAGGAAGUGAGUUGACGUUCCAGACAUGUACAUGUUGUUUUCCUGGCAACAUCUGUGUUCUGCUCAGUUUGGUUGGACAUUACGGAGAGCGUGAGGGGUGAGAUGGUGGGAUAGUGCUGGUAAUAUUGGAUAAACAAAAGAGUAGAAUACAGCAAGUUCUUUGGGUUGAUAUGAGUCUGUGGAGAGUCCGUAAGAAUAAUUUGGAAUCGAGGAUGAUGAAUUCACUGAGACAAUGUAACGAGCUUGGAAUUGAGACACGAUUAUAGUGAGAGAAUGGACCACAGGGAUGGAUAUGAGACAAUAUUGGGUGUGGAAUAAUAGGAUUUGUUUUACUUUGAUGAGGGAUUUUGGGGAAAGAGCAGGAUAAUGGAAUUAGUUUGGGAUUGAUCCAGGGGAAAGGGCAGGUUAGUGGUAUGGUUUGGAAUUGAUAGAAGGCAGUGACGAGAAUGAGGCAGUGGGAUUAAUUUUAAAUUAAUAAAGGACGAUAGGGAGGUGGCAAAAGCAAAAGAUUAGGUUGGGCUUGCUCUAGGAAGCUGAUACUGACCUGGAAUACCAGCGUGCUGUAAAUUUCAAUGAAUGGGUGUGUGUUUUGUUGAUCCCAUGUUUCUGGUUCUACCGUGCUGCAGAAAUAAGGAAUGGCAGCACUCAGUUUAUGUUGAACUACUUACAUUUUGGAAAAACGUUGUUUUUGAAAACGAAUAAAAUAUACCUCUAAAGUCUGCUUGAUGUUUGAUCCAAUGCUUGAGUAUAGACAUCUACAAAUGCCUGCUUUAAUAUAGUGUCUUUAAAGUAGAAGAAUAUCCCGUGGCACUUUGCAGGAGCAAUAUCAAACAAAUGCUUUAUUACAAGCUGCUUGAAUAAGAAAACAGAAGUUUAAAAGAUUGAUCAAAUAAGUUGUUUGAAGUAUUGUCUUACAGAAAAAGGUAGAGGAACAAAUUCCAGAGAUUGCGGCCAAGUACUGUAGAUUAUGGCCACCAUUAAUAAUUUGGUCAAAAAAAAUUGGGACUGGGGGAAAUGUAGAGAUUUAGGAGGGGUGCAGGGAUGGAGCAGGUUCAAGAUGAUUGAUGUUCAUUCUUUGCCUCUGAUCACUGACUCACCCAGCUGCCAUCUGUCUCAUGGUUAUAAAUGUUGUAUAACUAUUUCUGCUGGUAAUUUCAUUGGUACUGAAUGUAUGUAAGAAACAAUUUUCUUGUAAAGUAAAGUGAAUUAUUGGAUUGAGGACCUACAUUUGAGGGUCUUUUUUCUUUACAUUGUACGCCUUUGUGGCAUUAUCAGAUGAGCCCUUUACUCGUUUAUAGACAUCCUCUUGGUCAGCUGCUCUGGGAGUGGAUUGAACAAAGGGAGGAAUGAGAAGAUUAGCUGUGUCCAGCUUGCCUUCUUUCCACCUUUGUUUUCACUUUCAUGUGUUAACCUGAACCUGUGCACCUAGCCUCACACCCUUUCGGCCAGAACUGAAGGAUACUUUUAGAUGCACAGAUUUCCCUUUAUUGCUUUCUUGGGGCCAAGCUUGCCACAAAGAUGAUAGUAAUCUGUGAUGUGCUGUCGUGCAGGAAAUUACAUUGGUUGGGAGCAAACUGCACCAUCUGCACUUGAAACCCAAUUGUCAGGAAGAGAUGAAGCUCCACGGAGGCUUGUGAUAGGUCCUUGGGAAUUCAGGACUCCAGUCCACACCUCUGUCUGCAGAUGUGGUCCAGUGCAGCAGUGGUUCCUCAUCAAGUAUCUGUGGAAUACUGACCUCUCACACACCACAAAUGGGGACCAAGACAUCCUGCUGGUCUGUUCCCUAAGCAUAGGAUUUCUUGACUGCCCAGGCCCUUGAAACAUAGGGUCUUGUAAAGUAAAAUGGUCUAGUGAUGGGGUCCAGCAGAAUCCUGAAUACCAGGAGAAAAUAUGUUUUUAUGUCUCCCCCAGUGAUGAGGUUUCAUAAUGACCUAACCAUUAUUGAGAUGAUCCAGGCAAGAUGGAAUCUUUGAACCUCCUCUUGCCUGCAUCAGAGACAAACUCUCCUUGAGUCCUGUACAUCCCUGCCUUCACUUAUUCACAAGAUCAUAGUUGAGGUCAAUUGGAUUCCUGUCCGUACCUCAGAGAUGGGACCCAGCUAACCCAGGAUUCCCUAGAGAUGGGACCCAAAGGUUCUGCUCACCUCUGAUUCCCGAAAUUUGGCUCUAAGCAGGGUUGUAUCCAUUCUCCCUAAUCCACACAUAGAUGUAGGAUACCAAGGCAACAUGAAUUGCAUGGACGGUACAGAGAGUCUACAAAUAUCAACCACAGAUGAGGUACAAAGGUUCUGGCCCCUUAGCAAGUCUCACUGCUGCUAUAUUUGUUAUCAGAUAAUAAGGCUCUGUUCAUUUAUUGUUGGAGUUGUGAAAUGUAUUUGGCUUAUCAAUGUUUUAAUAUUAAAUAAUUUUGAAAUUGAUCAAAUGAUUCAUAUUUCUGUGUCAUGAAGGACAUUGGGGAUCCAUUACUCCUGGAUAAUCAAGGACAUUCAACCUGAUAAUAUCAGGAUAGUGAUCCCAUAAUAAAAUGAGUUCAAUUCUGAAAGGACAGAAGUGAGUCAUGGAGUAUACAACACAGAAACAGGCCCUUCAGUCCAACUUAUCCAUGUGGACCUAGAGGCUCAUCUAAGCUAGUUUCAUUUGCUCAUGUUUCACCCAUACCCCUCUAAACCUUGAACCUUCCAAAUGUUUUUUAAAUGUUAUUGUACCUGCCUCAACCACUUCCUCUGGCAGCUUGUUCCAAUAUAUGAAUCACCCUCUGAGUGAAGAUGUUGCCUCUUAUAAGUCUGUCCCCUUUCAUCCUAAACCAAUGCCAUCUAGUUUUUGAUUUCCUUUCCCUGGGAAAAACACUGUGUGCAUUCAUCUUAUCUGUGCCCAUCAUGAUUUUACACAUCUCUAUAACGUUACCCUUCAGUUUCCUAUGCUCCAAGAAAUAAAUUCCUGGCUUGCUCACCUUCUCAUUAUAACACAAGCCUUCAAGUCCUGGCAAUAUUCUCGUAAAUCUUCUUUGCUCUCUUUCCAGCUUAAUGGCAUCUUUCGAAUAACCACAACUGCACACAAUACUCCAAAUGUGACCUCAACAAUAUCUUGUACAACCGCAACAUAACUUUCCAACUUCUUGUACCCUGACCGAUCUAUUCCACAGUAAAAACCGCUAAGAACUAUUUAUAAAAAAUCUCAUCCAUCUCCUGUGACUCUACACAUAGACGACCAAGCUGAUCUUUAAGGGGAUCUAUUUCUCCCCAGCUACCCUUUUACUCCUAAUAUACCUGAAGAAUCACUUGGGAUUUUAUUUUACCUUGCACUUUUUUGUCUUCCUGAUUUCCAUUUUAAAUGUACUCUCACACGUGUACCCGUUGAGGCUUGAUCCAGUUGCCCAAAAACAGCCAUUUUUUCUCCUAGCUGGAGCCUCGAUAUCUCUCACCAGAUUUCCGUAAUCAUGCCAGUCUUGCUUUUCACCAUAACACAAACAUGCUGUUCAUGAAUAUUGCUAUUUCGCUUUUAAAAUCCUCCCAUUUACCAGACAUCGCUUUCCCUGCAAACAGUCUCAUCCAGCGGACUUCUGGAAGCUCCUGCUGAAUGCCUCAAAAAUUGACCUGCCCCUAUGUAGGACCUUAACCUGUGGACUAGUU
This is a messenger RNA of Leucoraja erinaceus (little skate), 13120 nucleotides long. It is a transcript of the gene ccdc136b, whose product is annotated as myosin-10. Lineage: Eukaryota; Metazoa; Chordata; Chondrichthyes; Rajiformes; Rajidae. Gene Ontology annotation, biological process: single fertilization; acrosome assembly. The record is from RefSeq and is a predicted model, not a curated record. Gene Ontology annotation, cellular component: acrosomal membrane. The transcript has 14 exons. Bases 1811 to 5500 code for a protein of 1229 amino acids.